AUGUAUUCAAUACUUCUCCUCUCGGUUUUAGUUUCGGGCAUUUAAAGAGGCCUUCAAUGAAGUUUCAGAGGUGGCUGAUAUGGGUGAUAUAAAUAUAUCUUCAGGUCAUUGGGGGACUCGAUAGAAUGUUGAGCUGGUGUAUGAGUGUUCGGAAGCAAGAUUAGAUUAGAUUCUCUGUGUAAGAUUAGAUUCAUAGUGUUCUAGGCCAUGCUCAAAGUGUUUAUAAGCGGAUGAGAGUUUAUUAAUUCAUGCAAUUAAAGGCUGGGAUUCAGUAGGAUUCAUGCUAUUCAAGGCUGCAAUUACUUAUUUCUGCAGGGAUUGAUUGAUAGUUAAUGUUAAUUUGUGAUGUCAAUAAUAAGUGGGUUAUUGCAGCAGAAGCAGUCUAAUAAGAUAGGCUGGAUGAUGGAUGCACAACUGUCUCUUGCUCCACCUUCCUCAUUAUCAUCUUCUUCUUCUCCUUCAUUAGCUGGCCUCUAUUUAAAGAAGAGAAGAGGGUCAGGGUCUAGUACAGGGGAGCCGAUGAUCAAGGAUUCUGAAGAAGAUAGUAAUUGUAAGAAGAGGAAAAUGGGCUCUGAAUGGGAGCGUGAAAUGCAGAAAUUGAAUUGUGUUAAUUCUAGUAUUGGUGUGGAGCUCCAGAUGAAAUCUCCGCUUCCCAUAGAGUGGGAGCAGUGUUUAGAUCUUCAGUCUGGAAGGAUCUACUAUGUUAACAGAAGCACCCAACUGAAGACCUGCCAAGAUCCAAGAGUUGGCGGACAUGGUAGUGUUAAUCAAUUGACCAAGGACUUGAGGUUGGAUCUUGAGCUUAACCUUCCUCUUAAAACCCAAGAGAAUGAUGGGAAGAGCUUUGGGCUUCCAUGCUCUGAUACAAACAAUGCUGCAUAUCUUGAGGAAGAAAACAUCUUGAAUGAGACAGCAGAGAUGGUUGCCACAGUCUGUGCACAGUGUCAUAUGUUUAUCAUGUUCUCAAAGGUUUCUAGGCAAUGUCCUAAUUGCAAGUAUGUGCACCCAUCAAUGCACCAGGAAGAGAAGGAUGAUAAGACUGAUGCUCCUGCUAAACAGACACUCUCUCUCAUUGACUGUGGUCUAGAGUCCAAGAUUAAAACCAGAGAAGAUGAUAAGUAAUGGAUGAUCAUAACCAGUAGACGAAAAGAGUUUUUGGUGAUAUGGUGUAUAUGUAGUUUAGUAGUAACAUGGCAAAAUCUAAUGCUAUGAUAUCCAUGUUUGAUGCAAGUGAAACUUCUUUGCAUUUUUGGACCUACUUUGCAAGCUUCAAUGUGACAGUGUGGGCUUGUUUGCCUCUAGUACUUUCUUAAUCAUACCAUGACUGCAUAGGGUGAAUUUUUGGCAGGGCAUGUUUUGUGGUGGCUGCUACAACAUAGAAUACAUGUGUAAAAAUUAUUAUUUGAUAAAGCAUAUUCCAUUCUCCUCAAA
This is a messenger RNA of Cryptomeria japonica (Japanese cedar), 1431 nucleotides long. RefSeq lists its product as uncharacterized. The coding region runs from base 346 to 1122 and encodes 258 amino acids. The record is from RefSeq and is a predicted model, not a curated record. Gene Ontology annotation, molecular function: protein binding. Lineage: Eukaryota; Viridiplantae; Streptophyta; Pinopsida; Cupressales; Cupressaceae. The transcript is spliced from 2 exons.